GGACAGUCCUUGGAUCAUCUCCCGCAUCAUUGGAACUUCCCCUCCCGUUGUCGUGCUCCGUCGUGUUCCCGCCCCCCUUUAUCUACCUUGUAGCUCCCGUCUCGAUUCAGAUACUUUUCAUUCUCCUCUUCUCUUCUCCUUGUCCAACAGACAUCACUCUCCAAUCUGUAUCCAUCUUUGCGAGAUCCAAUCCUACACUGUUAAUCAUCCAUCCAUCCUCAUCAUCAAUCAGCUGUUAUAUCGUUAUACAGCUGUCACACUGCCUGAAUACCACUAGUCAUCUGUAGCCAGAUCCAACCAAACCAUCACCACCAUGUCGGGCGAACCACUCACCAAGGUCGACUCCGCCGUCCAAGGUCUCGAAGCCACAUCACCUCCAAAGGAGAGCCACAUCCACAAGCACCGGCGAGCAAGCUCGAGUGCCAAUGGGGUCAUGAACAUCAACGACCUGGAGGCUCAGGGCACUGACCUCCAGAUUGCCAAGGAGACGCAGAUGUUGGGGUGGAAGGUCAACACCUCGCCUACGUCGAUAGACGACAAGGACUACCUUAAGGUGAUGCUCACAACACCGCCAGUCAAGAAGAUUGACCUCUAUUUCAAGACGGGGUUGCACGUAACGGCACGAAAUCUCAAGGGGGUAACCAUCAGGGACGCCAUGGAUGCCAUCCACAAGUCGUUCAAGAAGAGGCCGGAUGAUGAGCUACCCGAACCAUACCUCAAGGGCUUUGAGUGGGACAAGGAGGAGUCAUGGACAUCGCUCUUGGUACACUUGUCGACGAACGCUGGCCCCAAACCCGCGGGCGGCUCCUCCAAGAAGAAGAAGAAGGCUGCCGCCGCCGAGGAAGAGGCUGCCUAAGCCCUUCACAGUCUGGUCCAGACCAACAUGGUCUGCACUGGCUAUCCCUGUCUCGGGGUUCAUCGGUGAUGAUGACAACGACAGGAUCUUAAUCUGUAUCAUAUAAUUAUCCCUAAUGGCAGACUGGGGUUGAUCCUCCAUGUCGUCAGCGUCUAUUUCUUUCGGUGCCCUUCUGGCGUAAGGAAACAGCUGGCUGGGUCAACAAGAGCAGCGGACACAGGACAACAAGUAGUGUCGGACAUGCUUUUGACAAUGCACAUUACUUUCAGCCAUGUUAGAUCGACUGCUUUUGUGUCAUAGUGAUCAGUAA
Molecule: messenger RNA, 1166 nt
Organism: Neurospora tetrasperma FGSC 2508
Lineage: Eukaryota; Fungi; Ascomycota; Sordariomycetes; Sordariales; Sordariaceae
Exons: 3
Coding region: 314-856 (180 amino acids)
Source: RefSeq, a predicted model, not a curated record